AGAUUAGUUUCUUACUCUACAAAAUAACUGCGUCCUGCUCUUGCAGAACUGAGUUUAGGUGUUAAAAAAAGCGCAAUAGUGUUUUCAGAAAUUGAAAAACGCCCCAUGGUCGUUGUGAAACUUGAUGAACUUGAAAAUUUGAUUUUAGCCAAUGGCGUGUGAGUAGUCUACAAAGGCCGGGCGCCCUCUGGCGUGAUAUUUUCUAAUCUCAAUAACAGUAAUGGCGGACGGACUUCAAUCCAUUUGAGAGAAAGGAUACGAUGCUGUUUACAUACACUUGAUAAAUGAUAUAAUUAAAUUGUGAUCGGGGAGAACCUUUUAAACAAAACAUUGGUGUUCAUACCACAAUUACCCGAGUGACGAAGACUCGGAGAUGAAUUUCGCAGCAUUCUCCACAGCGAAUGCUGCGGGCACACACUUUGUGACCACCACUGGGCAGCUGCCGGUCAAUAAGCUACAGCAGAAUGUUGCCAGCAAUGGAAGCACUUUGCAACAAGUGGUGGGCAUGGUGGGCAGCGACGGCGGCGUGCAGUACGUGCGCGCGGACGGGCUGCAGGCCGCGCCGCAGCUCAUCACGCUGCCCAUCUCGCUGCCCGGAGCCAAGCCAGGCGACCCGCAGUCCACCGUCCAGAUCCAAGUGCUCAGCCCCAACAUCCUGCAGCAGCAGCCCAAGUACCAGAUGCAGAUCCCCAUCCAGGGCUUCCAACAAGUCGCUCUUAGAGGCGGCGCGGUGCUGACGGUGGCGUACUCGCCCGACAACAACGACGCGGGCAUACAGGUGCUCGGCAACUCGCUGCCUGAAGGGCUGCAGAUGCUGGCGGCGUUGCCGCAAGACAUGCAGCUGGUCCAGCAGAUGCAGGACAACAAGGAGCAGAUCCAGCAGACCAUCCAACACCAGGUGUUCAUAACGCCGAACCAGCAGAUAGUGAUCAACGGUCCCGAGGACACUAAGCUGAACAACAACAACACCAUCACCAACAACAACCAAGGCGUCACCAACAUCGUCAUCAAGGAGGAGUGCGACGACAACGCCAACGACGACGAGAGCUCGCAGGGCACGGAGUCGAGUGAGAACAUGCAGUGGCAGAUCAGCAGCACGCAGCAGGACCUCAUCAAGUACCUCAACCAGUUCCAACCGCAGCAGCCAACGCUGCCGGUGUCGCUGCAGCAGUUCCUCCGCAUCAACCCGGCGGACGGCAAGAAGGAGCCCACCGUGGAGAUCGAGGUGCUGCCCAUGGACCAGGACAAGGAGCCCAUGGCCGAGGCCGUCGUCGGAGAAGACGGCUCCCUGACGAUCCAGCCGAAGAAGAAGAAGAAGUACAAGAAGAAGGCGCCGAAGCCGGCGCGGCCCAAGCCGGGGCAGGUGGUGAUCGCCAGCGCGGCGGACGGCUCGCCCAUCUACUGCUGCCCGCGCUGCCACCUCGCCUACCCCGACAAGGAGCAGCUCGAGCUGCACCUCUCCGUGCACGACAUCGAGCGCCGCUUCAUCUGCGGCCUCUGCGGCGCCGGUUUAAAACGUAAGGAGCACUUGGAGCGGCACAAGCUCGGGCACAACCCCGAGCGGCCGUACGUGUGCGGCGUGUGCCGCAAGGGCUUCAAGCGGCGCGAGCACCUCAACCUGCACGCCGUCAUACACUCCGGCGUCAAGACCGAGGUCUGCCCCGAGUGCGGGAAAGGUUUUUACCGCAAGGACCACCUGCGCAAGCACAUGCGCUCGCACGAGAGCAAGCGCCUGCGCGACGACGCGGCCGAGGGCGGGGCGGGGGGCGUGGCCGCGGCCGGCGCCGCCCCCGCGCCCUCCCCCGCGCCCUCCCCCGGCAACAACUCCGUCCUGCCCGAGAUCACGAUACACGUGCCCACGAGCUCGAACAUGCAGCCGGUGCAGAUCAACAUCCCGCAGCACGUCGUGUCGGCGCUGCAGGCGCGGGCCGCCGCCGACACGCGCGCUGCGCACCAGCACGAGCACGAGCACGAGCACGAGCACUCGUGACCGACACCGCCGGGUGACACCGCCCCCGACAUAAUGGCCUAGGCGAGCGUACUAAGGCAGCUCCCCGAACAUAAUGGUUUAGGUGAGCGUACACAAUGGAUUAUAGUAGUGACCGACACCGACAGGCUAAAGCAGAUAUUACACUACACGGUAUUCAGGGCCCGGUAGUUAGGAGGGCGUGGCCCCUUGCAAGGACGUCGAUUUAUUACACUGCACUGAAUACCGGCUCCCUCACUCUCUGUGUUUAGUCUGCAUUCGAACGCGCGCGGAUAGAGACGUAUUAUGGCGCCUGUUUUAUCUAAACCAUUAAAAAAAAAACAAUGAUUGCCGUGGCUUUAUAUGUAUAAUAAAACUUCUUUUUCUUACGUAGACAUGGCGUCUAAUCAAAAUGGCGACCGGGGUCGCACGAAUCACUCACUAUCACUACCUGCACAUGCUCACUCCACGCUAGCCGCGCGACGACUGAGUUCCCUAACUGCCCUAAGUAUUAUUACACUACUCGAUCGUAAGGGCGGUCAGGGAGCAAGUUAGGGACCCUUACUUUCUAACUCUUAUUACACCACCCUUAGUUAGGAUUCGGGUGCCUGAAUACCGUUUAGUGUAAUAUCUGCUUAACACCCACCACACUACUGAGGCAACCCCGAACAUAAUGGACGAGAUGAGCGUACGCAAUGAACUAUAUUAAAGACCACCACAUACAGGUAACACCCACGCCGCCUGUCUGAUGUUAAUGAAGCAACCACCCGAACAUAAUGGAACAGGCGAACGGCUGCUGUCUUCGAAAAUCGGGUAACACAGUGUUUAUACGCACUUGCGCAGAUUGCUAUUAUGAUAUUGAUAACAGAUAAAAUGGCAACAGAUAAAAUGUAUCGCUAGCCUGGGCCGAAAAUUGACCACCGAUCGUGAUCUGCUAACAACCGUAGAGACGAGCGGUGUCAUCGAAAUUUAGAUACACUAUUGUGUAUGGCUAUUUACAUAAACUUAUCAAGACUGUCGGGCAGCUUAACUGAAUAGAUACUCAGACACGCAGUACUCGCUCCACAUAUUGUAAACAAAUACGACCUGUGUUAUUUUUAAGCUCGUGUUUGCCAAAAUUAAAACUUAUAUAGACGCACAUAAAUUGUUCAACACUUUCACCAGAUAUUUGACGGUGGUAGCCGCAAAUGGUAGUUAUUUGACUGCGGCGAAGUUAUGUUUCGUACCUAUUCGUAUAUAUGGAAAUUCGGUCACAGGGUGAGGCGCCCGUCGCAAUGAGAUUGCCUUUAUAUUUAACGAAGUCACUGCCAGGGGGCGUGAUUUUUUAUAACGGUGAACGCAUAUAUGCGUUACUGGCAGUGAAUGUGUUAAAUUAGAACUUAGGAUAAAUUAAUUUUACUUGACAUGUCUGUGAAUCAGUAUGAAAUUUUUACAUGACACCAAUUUUACACUUUUGUAUCUUAUACAUCUCGAUCGAUCAGAUAGUUUAUUUUUAUAGUUCUACUUAAUCUCAUUUGUAUAUUCCAUAAAAACUGUCUGAAUUAUUAAAUAUGUUUACUUUAGUCACUUAGAAUACAAACUGUACAAAAGAAGUAUGAACUUUCUUUACCGUUUAUAAUUUUCGUCUUUGUACGAUGGCGGUGAAAAUGGUUCCUAUUUGAUCGAUCGAAAAAUAUAAAUAUUUAUAAACAUUUGUAUUAUGAUGCUGGUAAAUCAUAAAAUCAUUAGAUAUAUAAGAUCAUCCAAUCAUGUUUUUUAGUAUUCUCGAAUAAAAUAAUUCAUUUUUUUUUGAUACUUCAUUAGUUUUCUGAAUGCGAUGAUGACGAGUUCUCAAUGGAACAUACAACAUAUCGUCAUUGUAAUAUUAUAUUGACAUCACAUUAUUGGUUACAUGAAAACUCCAGGGAAAUAAAGGUGACUAUAGUUGUUUGUGGUACAAAUGCAAAAAGUAACGUUUUUUGAACGGAUGUUGAUAUUGUAAAACACGAACGAAUUUGAGUAAAAGAAGUACACGCUAUAUUCAUAUGUAGGUACUGACUAGGGACUCCUUUAUUUCCUGGACUUUUCACAUGUUUUACAUUACAUACCAAAAUAAUAUCCUGAGAAAAUAUUUUAUGAAAUAAGAACCUAAUUGAAUGCUUAAAGAUAAUGUUUCUCAAUAUGACAGUUCAUGUUGUACUUUAAUGGAGUUGACAUAUUGUAAUUGCAUGACAAGGUGAUAUGACUCUAGCUCAAUAUUGUAACAUGACAAUACUCGCACAAACUGAACAUAAUGAAAUGAUCAACUUCCACGAUUUGAGGCUUAUAUUUCCAAAAACGACGCAGAAUAUGACAAUGUAGUUGUGAUAUUUUUGUAAAUAUACGCGUCUUUCUCUAAACAAAGAUUGUGAAACUGACAACAUAUCAAUAUUCUCAGUUCUAUGCCAUUAGGAGGUUAAGUCGCGUGUUUUAGUUUAAGAGAUUAUUUUUGUAAAAAAACAUAAUUUAAAUUUGAACUAUAAUGCGUGAGUUUUGAAUGGCUGGUGACUUAUACCGAUUUCUUUGGCAUUUCGUAUCUCAAUUCUUGUAUUAAUGUUUUUUUUGACAAGAUAGAUGUUGUAUAUUUUCGGUGCUCAAUCAUAUUGGUUAUUUACGCCAGCACUUAAUUGUUUUCAUGUUUAACACGUUUCCCUUAAUUUAAAUCAAAACUUCGACUGGUAUUUAAGGAUAUACUUACUCUGUUAAAUGCCAAUAUUUUUAUUCUAUGUUCCAUACAUACAUUCAAAUAAUGCAUUCUAGCAUUCAACAUAUUGAAAUGAUUGUCUAAUCUCUUUUUUAUGGAGACCGGGAACAUGUAAAACAAUUAUCAUUUGUAAAUUUAUAUUGGGAAUGUCGCCAGCCGCAUCGGUCAUUGUAAAUAUCAUUCCUACUGUGAUAUUAAACCACGACUGCCAGUCCCGACGUACUGUUAAUAUCGACAGUAAAUUUUUUGGUCCCAAUCACUAUUCAGGUUGGUUAGGGAUUAUAAUAUAAUUUUAGUUUAACAAGGCUUAAAAUGUUUAUCUACAUUUUUUUAUCUUAUUUUGAAAUAUGUAUCUCAAAAGUUCAUUUAUGGUUUGUAAGUGCAUGGCAAAUAUGGUGUGGACACAUCUUUCUCAAAAAACCUUUCGAUUUUUUUUUGUUUAAUGUUAAUAAGUUUCGCUGUUCUCCGUACGAUAUUAACAAAGUCAGCUUUAAUGUAGGUGUAAAUGUUUUUUAGCGUAAGCGUAUAUUGGUAGCUGAGGACGCAACUGAGGGACGGAGUUAUUUGUUAGAGCGAGAACUGCCUAUGCGGUGUGUAAAUACAUUUAAAAUGUAUAUAUGACGCGUAUAUGUUGUCAGAAUAGCAGAGUCAAAUAAAUAAUUUUUUAUUAAAUGUUCAAAAUUUAGAUCCUGUUUCUCAAAGUCGAAUAGAAAUAUCAAGAAAUAUUCGUUUUAAAUAUUUAUAGUAACACACGACAACGAAACCUAACGAAUGACUGUGUUCCUCAGUUGGGCCACGUGUACGUACAAUUGUACAUACAUAUUGUCCAGGUGCUAUGUUUGUAUCUGACUUUCCAUUUAGUAUAAGGACAUGACGUUAUGUGUGUUGCAUACAAGGACGGAUGCAUCACGUAAAAUCGACAGAGAAACUUCUUUAAAUCAAACAUGAGUCCUGGUUAUAUGCGAAUGUGAAUUUAUUCGCAUGAACUAGUUUUUUUCUCAAAAAAUGUAUUUUGUCCAUAGAUAUUGGCUAGUUUAUUUUUUUACUGUAGUUGAAAUUAGUUGCAAGUAUUAUAAAUAUAAGAGUAGAAUAAGUGCUUCCGUUGGGAGUUUAAUGUAAACUUUUGUAUGAAAAUAUUUAUUGAUAAGACAACAUCAAAAUGAUUACAAUAAAAUCACAGAUUUUUA
Cydia pomonella (codling moth) is the source of this 5875-nucleotide messenger RNA. Its product is annotated as zinc finger protein 853-like. NCBI's taxonomy places the organism in Eukaryota, Metazoa, Arthropoda, Insecta, Lepidoptera, Tortricidae. Bases 374 to 1990 code for a protein of 538 amino acids. The transcript is spliced from 15 exons. Gene Ontology annotation, cellular component: nucleus. The record is from RefSeq and is a predicted model, not a curated record.